AUGCACCAACGCGUCGAUAGACUCAAAGACUCGCUCAAACGGCAUGGCCUUCAUUCACACCACCACCGCCGCCGGGCGGGUACAGACGAUCUGCCAGGCGACCCGGCAGCCUCCACGAGUGGUAGCAGCCGGAACAGCUCCAAGUCCCGCACGCCGCCGAGGACGAGGACCGCGAGGCGGACGAGGGGAUGGGGUGGUGGGGGUGGAGGUGGCUGGGGAGGGAAUGAGGGUGGGUUUCAUAGCUUGAAUGGGGUUGCGGAUGCUGAGGAGGUGUUGAGGAGGCAGCUUGCUUCGCUGGGGUUGGUUGUCAAGGACGUGGCAGGCGACGGCAACUGUCUCUUCCGAGCCCUAUCCGACCAGUACGACGGCACACCCAACAGCCACUCUGCAGCUCGUAGGGAUGUAUGCGACCAUCUGGUGGAGCACCGAGACACGUAUGCUCCGUUUGUGGAUGAGGACGGGGAGGGCAGCUUUGAGCAGCAUGUUGGGCGGAUGAGGCGGGAUGGGUGCUAUGGCGGCAACAUGGAGGUGGUAGCGUUUGCAAGGGCAAAGUCUGUUGAUGUAGCUGUGCAUCAAGCUGGCGAACCUGUCUGGAUCGUGUCGGGAGAGUCGAUUGACAAACCCGCUGACGCAACACAUUCGGAUAUGUUAUCCGAAGCAGGUUCUUCGCCCUCAUCUCAGACCGCCCAACAUCGCAGACUAUUGCACAUCGCAUACUACUCCUGGGAACACUACGCGUCCGUUCGUCCUGCUCCCACGGGCACAGCGCCGAGCCCCGAGUCAGCGAACGCCGCACUCGCCAACUUCCAAAGCAUGCAUCACUUCCAGACCCAGUCCUCACAGGCACAGCAACAAACACACCAGCAACCUCCCAACCAGAUGGAAGCAACGAUCAUAUCUGCGACCAAUGUUUCUGAUCUAGGCAAGAUUAGAGCGCUCAUGCAGCAGCUCGGCAACAACCCGAACGCCGUCAUCGCGCAGUUGCAAGAGGAAGCUGCCGUCGCCGAAGCCGAUGCUGCCGCGUCAUCCCUCUCCCACCCCUUCGCAUCGUCUGCAGUGAAUAUACCCGGCGCUGCAGCAGCACCAUCCCCACUGGCGUCCACCGCCGCAUCCUCCUUUACCACCCCGUCCAACUCCACAUCCAACCGUAGCUCCUACCUCCACCCCAACAACUUCCACCUCUACAACAACACCCACUCCUCCACCCCCGGCUCAUCCACCCCGCUCACAUCCACACCCACCUCCACGGCCGCCACGCCCCCACCCACCCUCACACCGCCCCCCGAAGGCGAGCACAGUAUACCCUCCUCCCCGCUCUCGUCCCACCGCCACCUGCAAAACCACCCGCACCUGGCCGCCGCGAUCAAGCCGGUCGUGAGGCGGAGCAAGCGGGUGGGCAAGCGCAUGCAGAAGCGGCUGCAGAAGGAGAGGAGGAUGUAUCGGAGGAAGAACGGCGCGCCUGAAGGGGAGGUGGGGCUCGGGCAAGGAAGUCCGUUGAGGGAUGAUGGGAGCGAGUUCUCGCACGGUGUGCCGGGAGCUGGGGGGGCACCGCCGAAUGGGCUCGGGUUUUUGUCGGAUAACAUGAAGGUUAUCCGGAUAUGA
Molecule: messenger RNA, 1602 nt
Organism: Fimicolochytrium jonesii
Lineage: Eukaryota; Fungi; Chytridiomycota; Chytridiomycetes; Spizellomycetales; Powellomycetaceae
Exons: 3
Coding region: 1-1602 (533 amino acids)
Biological process (GO): protein deubiquitination
Molecular function (GO): cysteine-type deubiquitinase activity
Source: RefSeq, a predicted model, not a curated record